CUGUUUUCAUGAUUAGCCAUAGUAAUCUUAAACUUGAAUGUUUAACACCUUGAUGGGAAAGGUGUCUCAUGGAAUGUUUUCUCAUCCUUUGAACACUCUUUAUUUCAGAAGCUUUGCUUCUGCUGCAACCAAACAUGUCACUUAGCGUUCUGAGUAGGAAAGAGAAAGAAAGAGUAAUUCGCAGACUGUUGAUACAGGCUCCUCCAGGGGAAUUUGUAAAUGCCUUUGAUGAUCUCUGUCUGCUUAUCCGUGAUGAAAAACUUAUGCACCAUCAAGGUGAGUGUGCAGGCCACCAACACUGCCAGAAAUAUUGUGUACCACUCUCUAUCGAUGGAAAUCCAGUACUCUUGUCUCACCACAACGUAAUGGGUGACUACCGAUUUUUUGACUAUCAAAGCAAACUUUCUUUCAAAUUCGACCUGCUUCAAAACCAGUUAAAAGACAUCCAAAGUCACGGUAUCAUUCGGAAUGAGACAGAAUACCUGAGAAAUGUUGUUCUGUGUGCCUUAAAACUGUACGUGAGUGAUCACUACCCAAAAGGAAAUUGCAACGUGCUGAGAAAAACCGUGAAAAAUAAGGAGUUCUUGAUAGCGUGCAUUGAGGACCACAGCUAUGAAACAAGAGACUGCUGGAAUGGCCUUUGGAAAUCUAAAUGGAUUUUCCAAAUCAAUCCAUUUCUAACCCAAGUAACAGGAAGAAUUUUUGUGCAAGCUCACUUCUUCAAGGCUGUCAACCUUCAUAUUGAAAUCUCCAAGGACCUGAAAGAAAGCUUGGAAAUAGUCAACCAAGCUCAACUGGCUUUAAGUUUUGCGAGGCUUGUGGAAGAGCAAGAGAAUAUAUUUCAAGUUGCAGUCUUAGAAGAAUUACAGGAGUUAUCGAACGAAGCCCUGAGAAAAAUUCUACGAAGAGAUCUUCCAGUGACCCGCACUCUUAUUGACUGGCAAAGGAUACUCUCUGACUUGAAUUUGGUGAUGUAUCCUAAAUUAGGUUAUGUCAUUUAUUCAAGAAGUGUGUUAUGCAACUGGAUAAUCUAAAGGAUUGCUCCUGGGGGAGUUUGGACCCAUACACAACCACACAGGGACAACACCAUGCAAAGGUAAAGGGAGAGAUGAUGCUUCUACAGACCAAGGAAUACCAAAGAUUUUCAGCCAACCACCAGAAGCUAGGGGAGAUUCUGGAAGAGAUUCUCCCUCAGAGCCUUUAGAAUAUACCAACUGUACCAACAACUUGAUCUCAGACUUCUGGCCUCCAGACUGUGCAACCAUAAAUUCCUAUUGUUUAGACCAUUUGGUUCAUGACAGCCUGGAAAACUAAUAUAACCCCUGUUAUAAUAAAACCCGUUUCCAUUUGA
Messenger RNA from Neofelis nebulosa (Clouded leopard), 1351 nucleotides. RefSeq names its product capping actin protein of muscle Z-line subunit alpha 3 (gene CAPZA3). Gene Ontology annotation, biological process: barbed-end actin filament capping; actin cytoskeleton organization. Gene Ontology annotation, cellular component: F-actin capping protein complex; actin cortical patch. Gene Ontology annotation, molecular function: actin filament binding. The record is from RefSeq and is a predicted model, not a curated record. The transcript is spliced from 2 exons. Bases 135 to 1034 code for a protein of 299 amino acids. Lineage: Eukaryota; Metazoa; Chordata; Mammalia; Carnivora; Felidae.